Contarinia nasturtii (swede midge) is the source of this 1533-nucleotide messenger RNA. Its product is annotated as innexin inx5-like. The transcript is spliced from 4 exons. Bases 147 to 1244 code for a protein of 365 amino acids. Gene Ontology annotation, molecular function: gap junction channel activity. Gene Ontology annotation, biological process: phototransduction. The record is from RefSeq and is a predicted model, not a curated record. Gene Ontology annotation, cellular component: plasma membrane; gap junction. NCBI's taxonomy places the organism in Eukaryota, Metazoa, Arthropoda, Insecta, Diptera, Cecidomyiidae.
UGCAUGUAUAAUGUGCGAUUUCAAAUCAGUCUUGUGUCAUUGCUUCAUCAAUCAAGAGGUAAAAUUUAUAGUUUCACCAUUCGAAAGUGUUAUCCACGUGGGAACUUUUUAUUUUAAAUAGAAAGUAAGACUGAAACAAACGAAAAAUGUAUAAACUCGUGGAGCCACUUGGCAAAUUGUUCAGUGUAAAACACUUUACGACAUCCGACACAAUUUUUUUGAUCAAUACUAAAUUUACUACUGCGCUAUUGAUUUUGUUCUCCAUUUUACUGACCGCUCUUGAUUUAAUGCGUGUCCCCAUUGAUUGUUAUACCGAUGGCCCCGAGGCGCGUAAGAAAAUGAUGGACAAUUUUUGCUGGUCGAUCGGAACAUACACAUGCAACGAUUCCAACUAUACAGCAAACAAUAUUUUCGGUUGCCGUAGCUUCAUCGACGACAAUAAAUUACAUCAGCGCUACUAUCAGUGGAUCUCUUUGGUGUUCAUCGUUCAAGCAGUUUUAUCUUAUAUCCCGGCGUAUAUUUGGAAAGUAGCUGAAUGUGGUUUGCUUCGUAAAUUAUGCGAAAAUUUAGAUGUCUCGUUCGAUCGAAAGAAUUGGAAUGAAAAGAAGAAUAAUGUAAUCGCAUAUUUUAACGAAAAAUUGGCCGGCAGAGCACAUGCGAUAUACACAAAUCAGUACAUCGGUGUAAAGGUGCUCAGCAUAGUUUGUAUUUUGAUAAAUAUGAUUAUGCUAAAUAUGGUCAUUCCCGGAUAUUGGGCAACAUAUUGGCGAGCAACAACCGGACUAAUCACCGGAGACACGCUACAAUGGCGAGUGAAUAGUGAUUUAGCAUUUCCAAGAAUCACCAAGUGUAUGUUCAAAGCAUCAGGUCCAUCGGGAUCGCUUCAAGAGUACGAUGCUCUUUGUUUGAUGCCAUUGAAUGUUGUGAACCAGAAAAUUUUUGUCAUCAUUUGGAUUUGGUAUAUUUUACAAUUGGCCGUAUCAUUGGGAAAUUUGUUGUACUGGACCGUUAUAUACUACAGCAAAAGUCUUCGAAUUGAAGUUCUGCGUCGCCAUUCAAUGCUCACAAUGUCACGCAAACAGAUAGCAAAAGCCACCGAUCAUGGACAUUUGGGCAAUUUCUUUGUACUGAAUCAAAUCGCGAAAAAUACAAAUUCGCUUACUUUUGUCGAACUACUAACGGAGCUAUCCAUGAUCAAAGUUGACGAAAAUAAUCGCAAUUUAAACGGCGAAAAGUCGAUUUAAUGUACAUUUAUUACGUUCCGAAAAUUACUUAUUUAAAUUGCAAUUGUAUCGCAAUAUAUCGCAUAAUUUUGCAUUUAUUACGCAGAAAAGUAUUGACUUGAGUCAAAUUUAACGCAGAAAAACUGAAUAUUGUGUAAAAUAUUUAGAAUUUUUUUUUGUAAAAAAAAACCAUUUAUCUACAACAUAUACGUUAUUGAGUAUUUUCAUAUAAAUACAGCUGAUUAAGAAAUUCAUGAAAUAAAUAAAGAAAAGAGAUCAUAUUAAAGUGAAAGAUUUUGAUCUAGUUUGA